AUGGCGGAUUCAAGCAACUACCUGCAACCAUCAAUUCCCAAGUUUGAUGGACACUAUGAUCACUGGUCAAUGUUAAUGGAGAAUCUCUUGAGAUCCAAAGAGUAUUGGAGUCUCAUCGAGGAUGGAGUAAUUGAGGCUCCUGCAGGAGCAACUCAAGAUCAAAUUCAAGCUGCAAGAGAGAGCAAGUUGAAAGAUUUAAAAGCAAAGAAUUUUUUGUUUCAAGCAAUAGAAAGAUCCAUUCUUGAAACAAUCCUCACUCGAGGCACUGCAAAAGAGAUAUGGGAUUCAAUGCGCCAGAAGUAUUGUGGAUCCACCAAGGUCAAGAGAGCUCACCUGCAAGCUCUGAGGAAAGAAUUUGAGAUGCUGAACAUGCGAAUUGGUGAGUCUAUUGAUGAAUAUUUUUCAAGAACACUGAGUAUUGCAAACAAGAUGACAAGCCAUGGUGACACCAUCACUCAGAGCACAAUAGUUGAAAAGAUCUUGAGAUCUUUAACCUCAAGGUUCAAUUAUGUGGUGUGCUCAAUUGAAGAGUCUAAUGAUACCACCACAAUGACUGUGGAUCAGCUGCAAAGCAGCCUGCUGGUUCAAGAACAAAGAAUGAAGCAUCAGAAAGAUGAACAAGAGCAAAUUCUGAAGGUUUCUAAUGGUGGAAGAGGCUCAGGAGGUAGAGGAGAUAACUCUAAUGCAAGGGGUCGUGGUAGAGGCCGUGGUAGAGGAGGAAGAGGAGCAAAAUUCAACAAAGAACUGGUUGAAUGCUAUAAAUAUCAUAAGUUAGGUCAUUUUCAGUCAGAGUGUCCUAAUUGGGAGGAAGACAAUGCAAACUAUGCUGAGUAUGCUGAGUUUGAUGAUUGA
Molecule: messenger RNA, 852 nt
Organism: Trifolium pratense (red clover)
Lineage: Eukaryota; Viridiplantae; Streptophyta; Magnoliopsida; Fabales; Fabaceae
Exons: 1
Coding region: 1-852 (283 amino acids)
Molecular function (GO): zinc ion binding; nucleic acid binding
Source: RefSeq, a predicted model, not a curated record